CUACGUGUGGACUAUCUCUACAAGAACCUUUCAUCGUUCCCAUUGUCGGCAGGUACGGUACGGAAUGACAGAUCGAACAUCUGUUAUAGCGGUGAGUUGGCAGAUUGAUGAAACGUUUACGAAAAAGAAAAUGCUUCAAGUGCAAGCAAAUGUUGAACUUUAGCAGAUGUUGAAAAUUUGAUAACUUGUGCUCUAAGUGAUUUGGAUUAUUUGUGCCUAAAUAUUUAAUAUUACAGAUAGGUAAUUUUGUCAUGCAUAUAAAAAAUGUGAAUUGCUAUCUUACAUACUUUAAACCACCAGGAAUUUGUAGUACUUUAUGUAGCAGUAUACUUAACCUAAGCUAUUAAUGUGAACCUACAUACUAAAAGGUAAAUAACUAGAUGAGCGUAAUACUUAAUAUUUAUCAUGCAAAAAUCUUAAUCUAGCCUAAUUACAGUACGGAUUGAUAGUACGGAUUGAAUAAGCAAAACAUUGAAUUGCUCACACAUAAGCACGGUGGGUAGCAGCGUUAGACCGUCAGCAGACAGACAGAUUGGACUCGACAUAAUAAGGAGACUAAACGUGAGUUAGACUUAUAGACUAAGAUUUCCUUGCGACUAUCGCUUGUUAUAUCAGAUGAAUGACAACAAAUAAGUCGUAUAUAUUGAAUUUCAGGAAAAUAAUAAUCCCCCUACGAGUAGUUUUAACACCUGUCUUUUACUUCGGGAUUAUUAUUUCGGAAAUUUUCCCUCUGUUGGCCAUUUCCAACAAAUUAUUAUUUUCGUUUAUACGGAAAGUCGAAAUAGAACAGUCAUGUCAAGUCGAACCCUACGAUCGGGAAAAGUGAUUUGUGAGACAGUUAGUGCAAAUGGUGGUGUGCAAGUGGUGGUCACGGAAGAUCCGGAGGCUUCACAUCCCGGACGAACGUGCCAGGCGUGCCGUGGACUGGAUACGGUCGAUAUGGUGCAAUGCGACGUGUGUUACAAAUGGCACCAUUUUCAGUGGUAGGAGUCACGCAGCGAAGAGAAAGUUUCCCCUGGAGUUGUGCCAAAUGCGAAUCAGCGAAUGGAGUCCAGGAAACCCGUUCUACUUCAGCUCCUCUCCUAGGAAGUGGUGGCCCCUCAGGACAACCGUCCAAAUCGCACUCAAACAUGCCCUCUGUUCCGCCACAGGCCCAGCUUCAAUACCAACACGAACAGCAGUCCUAUCAACAACAUCCACAACAUCAGCUGCAGCAGCGACACAAUGUAUCAGCUAGUCAACUCGCCCUAUCGUUUUCAGAAGAGAAAUCACAUCAACCUGAAGGAUCGAAACAAGCUCCGUUCGUCACUUCGCUUCAGUGGAUCGUGUCCCCAACCCGACAGGGAUCUGCUGCUGCAUCGGAGUCUUCAAGUCGCUCGUCACAAGCCGUCGCAAAGCUGAAACUUCAAAUGCUGGAGGAAAUGAGGAAUGUCGAGCGCCGUGAAACAGAGCGGCAACGAGCAAUCGCAGCGGAAGAUGCCAAAAGGGAGAAGGCAUUCCUGGAGCAGAAAUACCAGCUGUUGGAGCAAGCCAUGAGCGAAAGUGGCUCUUCUAAAAACGAUUUUAUGACUAGAACUCAGAAUUGGAUCGCUACAACAAAUGCACAUUGUGGUGAACAGAUAACAUCUCUAGCUGAGGGCCAAGUUAAUUCGGAUAUGUUCGGGGGCAAGAUGCAAGUUUGGAACCCUGCAGCUACGCGAAUUGGUAGCACUCGCUCGUCUCUACCAGAACCAAACCCUCCCGAUCCAUUUCCAGUACCGGAGUCUUUGCUGAGCUGCCCCGUAGAUCCACCGGCGCUCAGCGCCGGGAUACAGCGAUUAAAUCUCGCAUCGGUGAAUCAAGCUCCACUACCGAUACAAUGCCGACCAAUCCUUAGCGCUGACCCAUCCCGUCGAGUUUCCCUAGCACAGCUACCUCAUUCCAGCGGACACGGAGUAGCUGCAUCGAUCGCUUCUCAACAAAUCGAAGAGCGUCCGUCGCGUCGGUUUUCGCACAACGCACCGGUUCCAGAACAUCGACAGUUUAUCCCACACUCGAGCCAACCAACGGCUAAUCAGCAGCUUCGCCCUCACUCGUCUACUAUGCGAGAACACCGAUUCUACGACCAAGAUGGAGAGGAAGAAUGUGAUCCGUACCCGAUCACUCGGAAGCAAUUAGCUGCUCGACAAGCUGUUUCGAAGGAUCUUCCGACGUUUUCUGGUGACCCGGAGGAGUGGCCUCUCUUUCUAUCCACUUUCAACAGCACUACCGCUCUAUGUGGAUUUACCAAUGAUGAGAACAUCGUUCGUCUACAGCGAAGCUUGAAGGGACGAGCGUAUGAAGCAGUCAAGAGCCGAUUGCUUCACCCAUCGAACAUCAGCGGGAUCAUGUCAACGCUUAAGAUGCUAUUCGGGCAACCGGAGGUAAUCGUUCACUCGAUGAUGUCGAAAAUAAACUCGCUUCCAGCACUGAAGGAAGAUAAGUUAGAAACCAUCGUGGACUUCGCCGUCAGCGUCCAAAACUUUUGUGCAACCGUGGACGCAUGUGGAUUGGAAGAAUACUUCUACAACAUGACUUUUCUACAUCAACUCGUGAACAAGCUGCCACCGUCGAUCAAGCUGAGCUGGGCACAGUACCGAUUAUCGCUACCAACGGUCAAUUUGACGUCUUUCAGCAACUGGCUUUACACCCUAGCUGAAGCGGCUAGUGCCGUUACCAUUUUCGAGCCCAAACAAGUACGUGCCGACGCAAGGAUGGUCAAGAAAAACAACUCUUUCGUCAACGCUCAUUCCGAAGAAGCUUCAUCCGAUCAUCACUACUCAGCGCCACACUGCGCGAAAGGUGUUGCUAAUAGCUGCCUAGUAUGCAAAGGAAACUGCCAGGCAAUCGCCAAAUGCCAACGUUUCUUGGAGUUCCCCCGCGAUUCUCGCUGGGCGACUGUUCGAGAUCUAGGCCUUUGUCGCAGGUGUUUACAUCAACAUAAAGGUGGAUGUCAAUCCAAACUGUGUGGGAAGAAUGGCUGCGAGUUGAAGCAUCACGAAUUGCUGCACAACGAUCAGAGAAGCACACAGCUACCGUCAAAUAUUUUUCCAAGUGAUGCGAGCAAACCUCCACCAAAUCAGUGUCAAGUAUCCACGUCACAUACAGUGCAAAAUUCUACCGAGCAUGGGUGCCAUGUUCACCAGGUAACUUCGAGUCAUAUGCUGUUCCGCUACCUACCCGUAGUGCUACACGGAAAGCACCAAUCGAUCGAGACAUUUGCCUUUCUGGACGACGGAUCUGAGCUCACCUUGUUAGACGAGGAACUUGCAAAUGAACUGCAGCUGGAGGGAGAAGAAACGCAGCUAUGCUUGCUGUGGACUGGAGGAGCGAAGCGCCGAGAAGUCGGCUCGAAAAGCGUUCAGCUGGAGGUCGCUGCAAGGCACAGCAGCUCCAGAAGGUAUACCAUGCAAGGGGUACGCACAGUUGCUCAACUACUUCUUCCAUCGCAGACACUCAACUUCGAAGAGUUGUCCGAGGUGUAUCCGCAUCUCAAGGGAUUGCCGAUUACAUCAUAUCAAGAUGUCCGGCCACGCAUCCUCAUCGGCAUGAAAGAUCAGCACCUCAGCCUUGUUCAGAAGAGCCGUGAGGGAGCACUACACGAACCUGUUGCUGUAAAAACUCGACUAGGAUGGACGAUUUGUGGAGAAGGAAAUCGCGACAACGUUGCCAACCUUGUUCACUCGGUUUUCCAUAUCUGCGAAUGCAAUUCUCCUUCGAACGAUAGCCUACAUAAACUGAUGAAAGACUAUUUCGCGAUAGACAGUCUGGGAGUUGCCCAACCGAAAAAACAGCUUCUUUCGGUAGAAGAAGAACAAGCGCAAAGUCUGCUCGAGACUCGCACAGUUCUGAAGGGAAACCGCUACGAAACUGGACUAUUGUGGCGCUACGAUAAUGUUCGACUGCCGGACAGUUUUCCGAUGGCCCUUCGACGACUCCAGUGUCUCAGAAAGAAAAUGGACAAAGACUCUCAGCUAGCGGAUGCCCUAAACAAGAAGAUCACCGAUUUGGUCGAAAAGGGCUACGCCAGGAAACUCGUCGAUGACGAGCUCUCUCAAAGUUUCCCUCGUACGUGGUAUUUGCCGAUAUUUCCCGUAAUGAAUGUUAACAAACCAGGAAAAAUUCGAAUGGUGUGGGAUGCAGCAGCGAUUUCCCACGGAGUGUCCUUGAAUUCAGCACUACUUAAAGGACCCGAUCAACUGUGUGAACUGUUCACCAUAUUGGUUCAAUUUCGUGAAGGACAGGUUGCCUUAACCGGAGACGUGCGUGAAAUGUUUCUACAAGUGCUCAUGCGUCAAGAAGACCAGCAAUGUCAACGGUUCCUCUGGUAUGACGAAGAGGGGACACUCUCCGUCUACGUGCUGCAGGUUAUGUCAUUCGGAGCAUGCUGCUCCCCUAGUAGCGCUCAAUAUGUUAAAAACCUAAACGCCGAGCGCUUCAGAGGGGACUAUCCAGAGGCCGUCGAAGUUAUUCAAAAGCGUCACUACGUGGAUGACAUGUUGGUGAGCGUAGCAACAGAAGAGGAAGCGAUCAAACUCGCACAGCAAGUAAAGAAAAUACACGCAGAAGGCGGAUUUGAAAUCCGUAAUUGGAUCAGCAACUCCAAACGCGUCGCCGAGGCCUUAGAAGAAAAACCCACCGAGCAAAAGAACCUUGACCUGUCGCCAGAACUAGCCACAGAGAAGGUGCUCGGUAUGUGGUGGUGUACCAAUUCAGAUACCUUUACGUACAAGGUUGGUUGGAACCGUUAUGGUCGCGCACUGCUAGAAGGCCAAACUCGUCCAACUAAACGACAGAUGCUACGUGUCCUCAUGUCUGUAUUUGACCCGCUUGGGCUGAUUGCCCAAUUUCUGAUGUAUUUAAAGGUACUACUCCAAGAUGUGUGGCGCUCGGGUAUCGGCUGGGAUGAUCAAGUGGACGAAAACCUUUUUGAACGAUGGCAAACGUGGCUCCAGGUUCUUCCGCAAAUCGAACAAAUUAGUAUUCCUCGGUGCUACUCAAGCGAACGAUAUGCCAACCAUGGAUAUGUGGAGCUGCACACAUUUGUGGAUGCCAGUGAAAAUGGUAUAGCAGCUGCAUGUUACCUGCGCUUCAACCAUGAUACCGCCGUGGAAUGCAGUAUAGUUGCCGCAAAAACCAGAGUUGCGCCUUUGAAGUUUCUGUCUAUACCCCGUCUGGAACUUCAAGCUGCUUUGAUUGGGGCUCGUCUGGCUCGAACAGUCUCCGACGCCCUCACUAUAAGGAUCUCCCGUCAAGUAUUUUGGUCCGACUCUCAAGAUGUUCUGUGUUGGAUAAAAUCUGAUCACCGCCGCUACUCAUCAUUCGUAGCAUUUCGGAUUAGUGAGAUCCUUGAGUUGACGGAGAUGGCUGACUGGAGAUACGUUCCCACCGACUUGAACGUUGCGGAUGAUGGAACGAAAUGGAAAGGACUUCCAGAUCUCAAGCCUGGAGCCAGAUGGUUUAACGGUCCACAAUUUCUCUAUCUUCCAGAGGAGCAUUGGCCUCGCACGUUGAAAAAAGCAAGCACUACCGAUUUAGAACUCCGUCCCAGUGCAAUGGUGCACUGCGUCGCACCCGAUCCCAUUGUACGAGUAAACGAUUUUUCUAGUUGGAGUCGAUUAGUUCGAGUUGUUGCGUUUGUUUACCGAUUCUUCUACAACUGUAGGCGCCGGCAUAUGGAGGAAUCUAUCAUGAGCGGUCCUCUCUCUAGUCAAGAAAUGAAGUCUGCUGAAGCAUACCUGCAUCGCCAAACGCAGCUGGAGGCGUAUCCAGAUGAAAUCGCUCUUCUCCAACUGUCGCAAAAUGAGCCGAAGCUAUCCAGAACACCAUUACCUAAGACGAGCCCACUGCACCAAAAAUCGCCGUUGCUGGACCAGAAUGGAGUUCUUCGUAUGCGAGGCCGUAUUGCAAACUGCGAUUAUGCUACCGAAGACGCUAAACAUCCUGUUAUUCUUCCCCGUGACCACCCUACCACCAGAUUAAUCAUUGCACAUUUCCACCAAAAAUUCCACCACCAAAACCACGAGACCGUAAUUAACGAAAUUCGACAAAAGUACAGUGUUCCGAAGCUACGCACAGCUUUCGCCAAUGUCCGAAAAGGUUGCCAACGCUGCAAGAAUCAUCGUGCCAUUCCAAGAGUGCCCAUCAUGGCCGAUCUACCGGUAGCCCGACUUGAUGCUUUCGCGCGCCCUUUCACCCAUGUCGGGGUCGAUUUCUUCGGACCAUACGAGAUCGUCAUUGGCCGCCGGACGGAAAAGCGUUGGGGCAUGCUGGCCACUUGCCUCACGACGCGUGCAAUCCAUAUUGAGGUCGCACAUUCUCUCAGCACUGAUUCGUGUGUUAUGGCACUACGAAACUUUAUCUCGAGAAGAGGGAAACCGAGAACCAUACACAGUGAUCGUGGGACGAAUUUCGUUGGAGCGAACCGGAAGAUGAAUGAAGCGAAGCUCAUCGUCGACCAAGCAGAACUAAUAGGAGAAUUCGUGGACGCAGAUACCAGCUGGCUUUUUCUUCCCCCUUCAUCACCACACAUGGGUGGCAGUUGGGAACGCCUAAUCGGCAGCGUCAAGAAGAAUCUAAUGGCAAUUUUACCGACGAGAAGAUUGUCUGAUGAAGUUCUACGAAAUCUGUUGACCGAAGUAGAGAACACCGUCAACUCCCGGCCAUUGACCCAUGUUCCCGUAGACGAUGAGUCAGCUCCAGCCCUGACGCCCAACCAUUUUUUGAUUGGGUCAUCCAAUGGAGUGAAACCACUCUGCACUAUCGAUGACAGUGGCGAAGCGUUACGACAGUGUUGGCGGCUAUCCCAAGUCCAGGCCAAUCGGUUCUGGAAGCGAUGGAUCAACGAUUAUCUGCCGGAAAUAACACGUCGCACGAAAUGGUUCACUGAUACCAAGCCUAUACAGCAUAACGACGUGGUGGUGAUUGUAGACUCAAAACUACCCCGGAACUGUUGGCCAAAGGGCCGAAUCAUCUGCACUCACCCUGGAAAAGACGGACAACCCCGAUCAGCGACAGUGAGGACAACAUCCGGCAUUUAUGAACGUCCGGUAGCCAAGUUAGCCGUGCUGGACGUUCGGCGCGUAACGACGUAAGCUGACCCAGCGGCCAUCGUACCUGGGGGGACUGUUGGCGAAUCCACGCCAGCGCGCCUCUACGUGUGGACUAUCUCUACAAGAACCUUUCAUCGUUCCCAUUGUCGGCAGGUACGGUACGGAAUGACAGAUCGAACAUCUGUUAUAGCGGUGAGUUGGCAGAUUGAUGAAACGUUUACGAAAAAGAAAAUGCUUCAAGUGCAAGCAAAUGUUGAACUUUAGCAGAUGUUGAAAAUUUGAUAACUUGUGCUCUAAGUGAUUUGGAUUAUUUGUGCCUAAAUAUUUAAUAUUACAGAUAGGAAUUUGUAGUACUUUAUGUAGCAGUAUACUUAACCUAAGCUAUUAAUGUGAACCUACAUACUAAAAGGUAAAUAACUAGAUGAGCGUAAUACUUAAUAUUUAUCAUGCAAAAAUCUUAAUCUAGCCUAAUUACAGUACGGAUUGAUAGUACGGAUUGAAUAAGCAAAACAUUGAAUUGCUCACACAUAAGCACGGUGGGUAGCAGCGUUAGACCGUCAGCAGACAGACAGAUUGGACUCGACAUAAUAAGGAGACUAAACGUGAGUUAGACUUAUAGACUAAGAUUUCCUUGCGACUAUCGCUUGUUAUAUCAGAUGAAUGACAACAAAUAAGUCGUAUAUAUUGAAUUUCAGGAAAAUAAUAAUCCCCCUACGAGUAGUUUUAACACCUGUCUUUUACUUCGGGAUUAUUAUUUCGGAAAUUUUCCCUCUGUUGGCCA
This is a messenger RNA of Aedes albopictus (Asian tiger mosquito), 7851 nucleotides long. RefSeq lists its product as uncharacterized. The transcript is spliced from 2 exons. NCBI's taxonomy places the organism in Eukaryota, Metazoa, Arthropoda, Insecta, Diptera, Culicidae. Gene Ontology annotation, biological process: DNA integration. Gene Ontology annotation, molecular function: nucleic acid binding. The record is from RefSeq and is a predicted model, not a curated record. The coding region runs from base 948 to 7112 and encodes 2054 amino acids.